CAGGCUUUUUAAUCACCGACUUAAUUGUUAAACAUAAAAUUAGUUAAUUGUGACUCGAAAAAAGGAAAUGGUUCCAAUGAAACCGUUUCCAUGAAUUUCACUGAUUCAGUGAGCACCGGAAAAAUUAGAUUGAGACAAUUAACUAACUAUUAAUACUAUUAAUCAAGGUAAUUGUUGUUGAAAUGUUUCUCUUUCUAAAAAAACUGAAUCAAUUUAACCUUUAACAACCUUGGGUUAUAAUUAAGAAACCAAAUUGUGAUUAACAACUGAUCACAAACAACAAUAUCUCAUUUAAGUUGUUGAUCAGUUAACAGCAACAACAACAAUAUUAAUAACCAACGGUAACAAUUAAAUGAAAUAUUUUUUAUGUGACUUCCUAUCAGGUUGGUCUAAUUAAUCUGUUGAUAUAUCCAAGCAAUUUAACUUGAUUUAAUAUCAAGUGAAAGUAUCAUCAUCAUCACCCUGAUCACAGCAAUUAACUAUUAUCAAUGGCUCCAAAUGUGAAAGUUGAACCAUUGGAAAUUGUUGAUAUCUCACCAAAUGGUUCACCCAAAAGUUUGAUUAAAAAAAGUGAUUCAAUUGUUAACCGUAAAUUGGUUCGAUUUGCUGAACCAAUUAAGGAUAAUAACCAACAACAAUCAGCUAAUUAUCGUUUACAAAUUGUUUGGAGAAAUGUAAUUAUCUUUGCCAUCCUUCACAUCGGUGCUCUUUAUGGAUUCACAUUGUGCUUUACAUCAGCCAAAUGGUUAACAAUUGCUUUUGCUUAUUUCCUUUAUGUAUUCAGUGGCCUGGGAAUCACCGCCGGUGCUCAUCGAUUGUGGUCACAUCGAUCAUACAAAGCUAAAUGGCCGUUGCGACUUUUAUUGGCCUUAGCAAAUACGAUUGCUUUUGAGAACGAUAUCUACGAAUGGACUAGAGACCAUCGAGUUCAUCAUUUGUAUUCUGAAACCGAUGCCGAUCCUCAUGAUGCUCGUCGAGGUUUUUUCUUCGCCCAUGUUGGUUGGCUAUUGUGUCGCAAACACCCAGCGGUCAUUGAGAAGGGUAAAAAAGUUGAUUGUUCCGAUAUAUUAGGAGACCCGAUUGUCCGAUUCCAACGAAGAUAUUAUCUUCCAUUGGUGGUCACUUGUUGUUUUAUCAUUCCAACGGUCAUUCCUCAUUUCCUUUGGUCCGAAUCACUUUUAACAAGCUACUUGGUUUGUGGCCUUUUCCGAUAUUGUUUCACCCUUAAUAUGACCUGGUUAGUCAAUUCAGCUGCUCAUAUGUGGGGCAAUCAGCCUUACGAUGUGACUAUUGGUCCACGGGAAAACAUUGGUGUUUCUAUUGGUGCGAUUGGUGAAGGUUUUCACAAUUACCAUCACACUUUUCCUUAUGAUUAUUCAGCCUCGGAAUUGGGAUGGAAAAUCAAUUUAACCACAAUUUUCAUCGAUUGUUGUGCUGCUCUUGGACUAGUUUACGAUCGCCGAAGAGUUUCCAAAGAAGUUCUAAGACGUCGAACUCAACGAACUGGAGAUUCUUCGAGGUUACACCAUCAUUCCCAUUAGAAAUCGUUUAUUAAUCAACUGAUUGUUACCAAUCAAAUUCCAUAGAUUGUUAUUUUGAUUACUCUUUUUUUGUUGGUAUUAAAGCUUUAAGAAAAAAAAAUUCACCAUUUCAUUAGAAAGUGACACA
Messenger RNA from Panonychus citri (citrus red mite), 1668 nucleotides. RefSeq names its product stearoyl-CoA desaturase 5-like. The record is from RefSeq and is a predicted model, not a curated record. Lineage: Eukaryota; Metazoa; Arthropoda; Arachnida; Trombidiformes; Tetranychidae. Gene Ontology annotation, biological process: unsaturated fatty acid biosynthetic process. Gene Ontology annotation, molecular function: stearoyl-CoA 9-desaturase activity; iron ion binding. The transcript has 4 exons. The coding region runs from base 489 to 1541 and encodes 350 amino acids. Gene Ontology annotation, cellular component: endoplasmic reticulum membrane.